Molecule: messenger RNA, 639 nt
Organism: Mizuhopecten yessoensis (Yesso scallop)
Lineage: Eukaryota; Metazoa; Mollusca; Bivalvia; Pectinida; Pectinidae
Product: splicing regulatory glutamine/lysine-rich protein 1-like
Exons: 2
Coding region: 1-639 (212 amino acids)
Source: RefSeq, a predicted model, not a curated record
AUGGUUCUCAAGAUUACACAGAGAAAGAAAGAGACACGCCAAUCACAGAGGUCUAACGACACAGAGAAAGAAAGAGAAACGUCAAUAACAGAGGUCUAUCGACACAGAAAAAGAAAGAGAAACGCCAAUCACAGAGGUCUAUCGACACAGAGAAAUAAAGAGAAACGCCAAUCACAGAGGGCUAACGACACAGAGAAAGAAAGAGAAACGUCAAUAACAGAGGUCUAUCGCCACAGAAAAAGAAAGAGAAACGCCAAUCACAGAGGUGUAUCGACACAGAGAAAGAAAGAGAAACGCCAAUCACAGAGGUCUAUCGACAUAGAGAAAGAAAGAGAAACGCCAAUCACAGAGGUGUAUCGACACAGAGAAAGAAAGAGAAACGACAAUCACAGAUGUCUAUCGACACAGAGAAAGAAAGAAAGAGAAACGCCAAUCCCAGAGGUGUAUCGACACAGAGAAAUAAAGAAAAACGCCAAUCACAGAGGUUUAACGACACAGAGAAAUAAAGAGAAACGCCAAUCACAGAGGUCUAUCGACACAGAGAAAGAAAGAAAGAGAAACGCCAAUCACAGAGGUCUAACGACACAGAGAAAGGAAGAGAAACGCCAAUCACAGAGGUGUAUCGACACAGAGAAAUAA